Messenger RNA from Penicillium malachiteum, 1212 nucleotides. RefSeq lists its product as uncharacterized. NCBI's taxonomy places the organism in Eukaryota, Fungi, Ascomycota, Eurotiomycetes, Eurotiales, Aspergillaceae. The transcript is spliced from 6 exons. The coding region runs from base 1 to 1212 and encodes 403 amino acids. The record is from RefSeq and is a predicted model, not a curated record.
AUGGAGGACACCGAAGCAUCCGUUGUUCCUGUCCAUACUAUACCCCCUCCACUACCAUAUUCGCUACAUACUCGGAAAAAGGCCAUCGCCUUCUUCUGGACCAUCUUUGUUCUAGAUACAUUAGGUCAGCCGGUCGCGCUGUACUGGGGAUUAUGGUAUGGGACCAAUCUAUCGCAUAACUUGGUAUUUUCAAUUGUGACGGCUUGUUUAGGAGGUAUUUCGGUCUUCGAAUACUUCUACCGCUUAUACAACCUCUUCCGCAAAGAUUCGCGCGCUCGACCACUGAAUGCGCGGAAAUCAUGGCUGGAUUUCUUCCAUAUCAAUUUCACCAUUGUGUGGUUGAUUCUCGCCGUCGAAUUGAUUGUUGGAACGGUCCCUAAAGAACCAUACGUCCGCCUCAUCGCAAUGAUCCUCCCAACAGUCAUGUUCUACUUCGGAUUCGUUCACCUCUCCCUCGAUAUCCUGCGCAUGGCUGGUUUCAAAGCCCCCUUCCGUAUCUCAUCCACACCCAAAGGCUCCGUAAUGCCAACAGCUCUCUACGCCCUAAUUGAAGAUGUCGUCGCCGUCGACGGUGGAGGCGGGCAAAUCUACCGCUACGCCCUGCGAACAAGAUAUCUCUCUAGUCCAUACUUCCGCCGCAUGCUCUUCGAAAUGAAUUGUUUCUGGAGCGGAGGUUCAAUUAUAUGUGCAGCCGCAAUCACUGCUAUAAUCUUUACUGUUUCCGAACCUAUCGCUUACACGUUGGGCUGGACACUCCCUUUCGCAUGGGCAUUACUGUGGACUGCCAUCACUAUCCCCUGGGUACAAAGUGAUCUGCGCCGAGAGAAAAAGGCCUGGGCGGAGAAUCGUGGUCAGGGCGGAAUUCCUUGGACAGAUGACAUCACUGCUCCGACAGCCCGGACGCGUUUCGAAUCUGUCCAGGAACGUUUGCCGAAUAUUUUACCCUGGAAUAGGGACAAGCAGAGUGCACCUUCGACACCUUCUAUUGAAGGAGAUUGUGUUGAUGGUAUGUCUCAUGAGGCGCGAACUGAAGAGAAUGGAGUGGCCGUGAAUAAUGAUGUUGAGACCACCGCGGAACAUAAGUCUGAGCAAAUCCUUGCGGAUGGGGCCGAUGUUGAUGUGGAUGAGAAGACAACAGAAGAAAUGCCUCGUGAUACAAUGACAACGACAAAUACGACUACAACCCACGACGAACCGAGUCAACAACCUUGA